CCAGGUGCAGUGGAUUUAGUACGGCUAGGAGGACGACGACGAAAUGAUGGCGACCGCCGCAGAAGAAAUAUUUCAAAGCCCAUAUCCCAUUUCUGAGCGCCAUGUCACGACUAUGUCCAUCAAAAUUACGCGGAAAAACCAGGAUAAACCCUGGAAAUUGAGAUUAAUUUACCUGCAGUGCUAUUUUAUGUCAAUUGCAACGAUACUGGGAACUGGAAUCUUAGGACUUCCUGUCACAAUAGCACAUGCAGGACUCGUGCCUUUCCUGGUCUCCUUUAUAAUUGGUUUCUUUGUGCAGGCUCUCCUCAUAUACCUCUUUGUUGACCUGCUCCAGCGAUGCCAAGUUGUCCAGAUUGAGUCAUUGAAGACUACAGAGACAGAGCGAAUUCUAAUGCAAGACGUUGGAUUGGAGGAGCCUGUUCUCACUAAUACAGAGGAGGAGGAAGAGGAGGUGGAGGAUGGGGAAGAAGCAGACACGGGCCUCCUGCAACAGGACGCGGCCAGACAGACUCUGGAGGAGAAGCUACAGCCUAAUCUCCAUGUGUUGGGGCUCCUCUUCCUCAGCAAGCCUAUGAGCCAUGCCUUCAACUUCAUCCUACUCUUCCAGUUUGUGUCUAUUGGGAUCAGCUAUGUCCUAGCUGGCAGUGAGGCCUACGCCGCUCUUCUACAUGUGAGUUUCCUUCUCCAGCGAAUUCCGGGGAUCUGGGCCUGGACGGGUGUCUGUAGUACCUCUGACUCAUUGAAGAAAAACACUUUGUCUAAUCUGAGCCAUAUCUAUGUCAUUCCUGGGUUUACCUGGACACUCUCUCUUGGAAUCCUGCUGGCUCAGAUGGUCAUUCAGCCAAUCACGUCGCUACUGACCCUCCUGAAAGGCAUCAUGCUGAUCAUCACAGUGGCUGUGACAUUUGCUUUGGGGUCAGAAGUUCAACAGGAGACCACAAAUGACUUCAGCCAAAUUGGUAAACCUUUCCUAAUGGGCACCGUUGCACUGGGAGGUAUUGUCAACGUGAUGCCUCUCCUGUUCUCAGAAAUAUCUCACAACAAGACACAGAUCAUGUGGUUCAGAAGAGUCAUACUGGGAGGACUAGCCACAUGCACCGUUCUGAAUAUAUUAUGGUGCUGGGCUGUUUUGGAGAUCGUCCCCCAGAUGUCAGUUCAGAGGGUUAUGGAGGAAGGUGUGGUAAACACUACCAGUGGUGUCGUCUCUGAGUCCUCUCCAGCAGCCUACACCAUGGUCUACUCCAACAUCUCCCUGGAGGAGUCAGAGAAAGCAGGAGAGAUUGCAACGAUCCCACUGACAAAGAUAAUCAGUCUGAAGUACCGUCACUACUCGUGGGUGGCAGAGCUGAUCCAGAUUUUUAUUGCCAUCAGUAUAACAGUGUCCUUUCUGGUGAUGGGAUCUGCCAUGAAGCACACAAUUGAUGGCCUUGUGAACUCACACUGGAACACCAAGUUGGAAUGGAUGUCUAAAGUCUGGGAGAGGACAUUACCACAGAGCUUCCACAGAUGCAGUUCAAGAGGUCUUGCCAAUGGGCUCAUAUCUCUGCUUGCAUUUGGAAUCAUUUUUAUUGUCUCGUCGUGUGAUCCAAGGGGAUUUGUGGUGAUGUUGGACAAAGUGGUGUCUUUCUCUUUGAACACUGAAGUUGGGUUGUUCAUCUUUGUGAUGCUGCGAGCCUCCAGAUCAGAGGGAUUUCAACACCUGACUGUGCCUCUGCCCGUGGGCCAGCGGGUCUUCCAACUCCACUGGACCCUGCCUAUUUACUUCCUGUUUGCUGUGGCCUACGAUGUUAUCCAGAGCAUCGUAGAGAUAGCAGAGCACAAUUUACAGCACUCCUCCCAACCUCUCCUCACCAACUAUUCUCUGAGCUGAGCACUACUGUGAACAAUGGAUGGUAGCCGCAAGCCUGGGAGCCGUGUGGUGGGGAUAACAAUGCUGUGUUCAUUUGCUCAUUCAUGGACGUCAUGCAGCUUCCUCUUGAACAUUAACAGCAUCAGGGAUGUCUCCUACGGUCAACUAUUUCAUGUACUGUAAGGGCUCGAUUCAAUCAGAUCCGUGUUGGUCAACAUCUGCAUAGCGGUUGUUUUGGCGGUGGCAGAUAUGGAACUGCGUUAGCUGUCAAAUCCAAAAGUGACUCCAGGCAUUACACCUAAAGUGGACAUUGCCAUUGGCUGCACGAAGUUGCUAUAACAGAAAUUCCAUGCAGCCUUUUUUACAAGUUUGAACACUGCAAUGUGGGAUGUAGUCUACACCUUGAUUAAGAUUAUUAUUUAGUUUCAUUAUUUUCAAUUUGAGCGAAAUUAUUUCUAUAUAGCCUACUUUCUUAUUCUGAACUUCUAGAGAUUUGGGCGGGUGUGGCUUUGUGACAAUGAUGGAAGAGCAGCUGCUCACCGAUUUGAUGGCUCAAACGCAGUUCCACCUUCGACAUCGCCUAAACAUCCGCUAAGUGGGUGUCUGUAAUCGCAGGUUAACACUUGAUCUGAAUUGAAUCUAGGUCUAUGUUUCAUUUUCAUGUAAUUGUUUUCAGAGGGCUGUAUUGAAUUACCAGCAGGAAUGCUAUUAGGGAGUCUUUACAGCUCAAUAUAUGCAUUGUUUAACAGCGCAACCAGAGAAUAUACACAAUUAUUUUAGUUUAGACAUUAAAUGUACAGACUGGUGCGUCAUCAAAACAGCCAAUAACUGGUAUGAUGCCACAGCAUGAUGUCUGGGAUCUCACUAUUGAAAGUUGCCUACAGCUUCUUUCCCUACAAAUGCUUUCAUAUGUAUGUAUCUAACUAGCUGAACAUGUUUAGAAUAAACAGAUAAACAAGGGGAAAAUCCAAUAAAAAAUGAUAUAUUAAUAUCAAAA
Molecule: messenger RNA, 2846 nt
Organism: Oncorhynchus mykiss (rainbow trout)
Lineage: Eukaryota; Metazoa; Chordata; Actinopteri; Salmoniformes; Salmonidae
Source: RefSeq, a predicted model, not a curated record